Molecule: messenger RNA, 1929 nt
Organism: Prorocentrum cordatum
Lineage: Eukaryota; Dinophyceae; Prorocentrales; Prorocentraceae
Source: the annotation of a GenBank genome assembly
AUGGAUGACCUGGCGAAGGCGCUCGGGGCUGAGGCGGCCGCCAUGGGCGCCGCCAGCGCCGACUGCCUGACCGUUCCGCAGGCGCUGGAGAGUCUCAGGCUUGAUGUGGAGCAGGUCUUCAACAAGCACAGGGAGCUCUGCGGUGGCAAAUGCGGGCCUAGGAGCGCGCAGGCGCCAAGAUGUGCCGCGCAGGCGCUGGAUGUGGACGUGCAGGCCCUGGACGUGGAUGUCCCGAGGUCGCCGCGGCUCACCCUGCAGGCGCCAGACGCGGACGCCUCUCCCAGGUCGCGGGCGCGGCCGAGUGUCAUCGGUGCGCCCCGGGGAUCGGAGGGCUUUGGCCUGCCCCGGGGCGUCGCGCAGCCCCAGCUCCCAGGCCUGAGGCCUUCCGUUACCCCAGUUCACCGCCUCAGCGGGCAGCGCAACAGCAACGCCGGGCCGCGCCGGAGGCGCGACUUUUCGUCCAGGAUGCGCGGUCACACGUUUGAUGUCAAAGAGGCUGAGGGCAACUGGAUGCACUCCCUCCUGCAGAGGAGCAACACGGGGACAACGUCGUUUGUGAGCAGGCGCGCCGUCAAGGCGGUGUCAAAGGCGGCGAGCACAAUCUCGCAGCACGCGCCGACGGCUCGCGUCCACGAUUUCGUGAGCCGCCCUCUGUACGAGCUUGCCCAAGUUAUGCUGUUUUUCCUGGACGCCGUGCUCGUCGUGUGGGAGAUGCAGCACGCGGCGUACAGAGCUGCCUCUGGCCCGAACCACGGCGCGGGGGGCAUCGAAGACGCCCUGCUUUUGACGGUGCUCAUGAACAUCUCGUGCGCCUGCGUCGUCGUCGACCAGCUGCUGAAGCUCGCCGGCGGGAAGUUCGACGAGGCGCUCGGCGUCGGCUGGCAGUCGUUCCACGUGCUGGUCGCGGUCACACAGCUGAUCCAGACCAUCGGCCAACAUUCGCACAUGCACCAGAGGUCCUGGUCGCAGUUCCGGGUUGGCCUCGCCAUGCUCUCCACCCUGCGCCUCGGCCGGGUGCUGUCGCUGGUGCUGGUGUCGAGGGUCAUCCGCCAGCACCGCUUCUUCAGGGAGCUGCGCAUCAUGGUCCACGCCCUCGCCGGGGUGCUGAAGGUGCUGCUGUGGUCCAGCCUGCUGAUCUUCACGAUCAUCCUCAUGUUCGGCACCGUGCUGUCCGAGGGCACCCUGGCCCUCCUGCUGCGGAGCCAGCCCGACGGCGUGCCGCCGUCGCUGCAGUUGCGGUUCGGCUCGCUCUUCGAUGCCGUCCUCACGCUCUUCCAGUCGAUGUCUGGAGGCGUCGACUGGGAGCAGGUCUGGCUAGACUUGGGCGCGCUUGGUUGGAGCUACAGGGGAGUGUACCUGCUGUUCAUCUGCUUCUCUCUGAGCGUGCUGCUCAAUGUUGUGACGGCCGUGUUUAUCGAGAGCACGAUGGCACGCUCUAUGAACGACCGCGGCCUGGUGGUGCAGAACGAAGUGCUGGAGAAGCAAGAUUUCUUGCGCUCCAUGAGGAAGAUUUUUCAAGAACUAGAUACCGAUUUCGACGGCACCAUUACCAUGGAGGAGAUGCAGAACAAAAUGAUGGACCCCGAGAUUGGCGCUUACUUCACCCAGCUCGGCGUGAACCCCGACCAAGUGGGCAAGCUGUUCUUCCUCUUGGAUCGCGACAAAUCGGGGACUCUCGAUCAAGAUGAGUUCCUGUUCGGCUGCCUGAAAUUUCAAGGCGACGCCAAGAGCCUGGACAUUGCUGUCAUACACCAACAGGUCCUGUGGAUCCACGAUACCCUGAAGAUCGUAGUUUCCCACCUCGGGAUCGACGCCGACGACAUGGACAGUCGAAUAUCUGAGAACGUCCGGAAUUCCUGCUUCUCCAUCGCUGAAACUGAGGUGCCACCUGCCCCGCUCCCUUGUUGGAAUCCUGUGCUGAUCCAUUAG